This is a messenger RNA of Soboliphyme baturini, 291 nucleotides long. Lineage: Eukaryota; Metazoa; Nematoda; Enoplea; Dioctophymatida; Soboliphymatidae. The record is from the annotation of a GenBank genome assembly.
AUGACCUGUCUGUUUCAGGUAGCGUGGGGCCCAUUGGAUUACUUGUUCAUCGAUUUGCCUCCUGGUACAGGAGAUACUCAGCUUUCUUUGGUGCAGAACGUGCCUAUCGACGGGGCAGUCGUCGUUACCACGCCGCAGGAUGUCGCUCUGAUUGACGCCCAAAAGGCAAUAAAGAUGUUCGCCCAGGUUCACGUCCCAAUAAUUGGUGUCGUUGAAAACAUGGCGUCGUUUAUUUGCCCAUCCUGCCGACACGAAACAAGGAUCUUUGGCGACGACACCGGCCUUCGCGCC